Molecule: messenger RNA, 1889 nt
Organism: Diospyros lotus (date-plum)
Lineage: Eukaryota; Viridiplantae; Streptophyta; Magnoliopsida; Ericales; Ebenaceae
Exons: 3
Coding region: 891-1889 (332 amino acids)
Source: RefSeq, a predicted model, not a curated record
GUGGUGGAUGGUAAUGGCAGGCGAUGGUUAGAAGAGGAGAUGGAGUAAAAGAGAAGGAUGAAGAAGAAAACUGAGAGUUUGAGCAAAGAGAAAAAAAUGAGAGAGAGUGAGAGAGUCUGUAUACAAAGGGGGGUAUUUUGGUCAAUUUAUGCCAUCCAUUCUAAUUAUAUUUUGAGAUUAUUUAAUCUAAAAAUUUGUGAUAUAUAUUUUCAUGAUUUUUCCCUUAAUAAACCAUCAUCUUCUCCUUGAGCCUAGCCAAACUAAGCCUUACUCUUUUUUUGGACUUCAACAAGAAAAACAUAGAAAGGCGUGAGAAUCCAAUUACCGUAACCACCACCUAUGGGUAGGUUGUCUCAUUUUAAAUGAAUUUUUUUAUUUCAUGAAGAAACAGUUGACGCUGCUGCUGCUGCUCAUCUCCGAUUCUCCGCUACAAGCAACUCUACUCUGUUUGAGGUAAUUCUACCGUAUACUCUCACGGAUCUGGUUAGAUGUGUUGUUUUAAUUCUAGUAAUGAAUCAGGGAAACACUUGCUCUCAAAUGGAAGCAAAAGCAGCAGCAAACAAGCUUAAAUCCAUCUCAAAUAUCAAGAUAAAAGAACCACUCAAUUGCUUGAAAAUUCUGGUUUAGACGGUGAUGAGGCUUUUUUGAAAUGGCAGAACUGAAGCAACUAAGCAAAGUGUUUCUGUCCCUGUUAUCUUCUUUUUAUGCUCUGCUUGUCCUCCUGAUUAUAUGCCAUCCGUCUCUUCUGAGAUAUCACAAUGAAUGUGCAUAUUUACAUGCACCUACAAUCCUACUGACUUAUCUUCUUUGAAUUCUGGCGAAUUUUCACAUCUGUGGCGAACUGGGUUUUCCUUAAAUUGGCUUUGCUGUAGCAGAUCCCUUCUUGGCAAAUGGAAAUAGGUAUGGCUGGAAGACCCCAUCAUCAUGAGUACAAAAGCUUUGCAGAAGAGCUCAGGCCACUGAUUCCGGAGGCUGAAAACAUUUAUAGUCCUAUAAUUGUAGCAAUGAAAGGCCAUCGCUGCACAGGCAGGAGACUAGUUGCCUUUUCCUUGGCAGUGACACUCAGAUGUUCGCUUCUCAAGGAAGAUGACAUUUCUGAAGAAGAGGCAAUAAACCAGCCAUCUAAUUACCAAAUGCUUCGCAACUUUGUCGCAAGGCAACUCCAGGUUGCGGGCUCUGUUGUUAUUGAUUCCGAACUCUCCGACCCAUCUCUGUUUAGCCAGCUAAAAACCCUGGCUAAAUCUACAAAAACCACAUUCUUUAUCAUCGAAUGCAGGCCGAGCAACGUGGUUGAGUUGUGGCAGGAUCUGGAUCGAGCAGUAGGAGAUAAAACCAUUGCAAAUUGGUGGGAUAAGCCGUCUUCUUUGGAACAUCUCCAGAGGCUGCUGAAAACCAACUCAGAUUACGACAUCGGCGAUGUCCCCAAGUUAGUAGUGGACGUCAUGCCGAGUGGAGAUUUUAAGAAAUGUGUCUCUGAUGUGCUACGCUCCAUGUCUUACCAUUGUUAUCCAACUUUGGACCCCAACUAUACUCAGCCACCAUAUUUGAGCCCCAAAGACUGCAAUUGGCAUGAAUUUGGGUUCAUACACGACGGCAAAGGCAACUGCACAGAGUGCCAUCAACAUAUGUCAGGACCUAUAUACCGGUGCGCAAAGUGCGGCCGGACAUUCCAUAGAUCACGUUCCAAGUUACCCGAACAAUUCAUAUUGGACUUUAACAUUUGGUUAUCCCUCGGACAUCCCAACGACCACAGUGAGGAAGAGGAGGUAGUUACGUGCAGUUGCUGUAAGCAGCCUAUCGAAGAAAUUAAUGCAAUAAGUGUAGACAGGCGCAUAAGACCUCGAGCCAGACUUUGUCCUCUUUUAAGCCGUGCUCAGGACCCAGGCUGA